AUGGCUGUCGUCACCGUCCAAUUGCUUUGUCAGGCACUCGAAGUUAAGCUGUUGCAGUGCCCGGCAGUGCCCCUGCUCAACAGGUGCUACUUUAAGAUGGGCCCUCGCUUCUGGACGUCUGCCAAUGCCAUCGUCAUGGGCACGACGGUGCUGGGACAGGAUUCACAUCCAGGCUACAAACUGAUGAACAUUUGUGUCAUUGCUUUUGAACUCAUGGACUACUUUUACCACGUGUCUGUUGCAACAGCCCUUCGCACUCUCAAGCCCUUUUGGGUGGGACGACUGAGCGGAACGGAAGCUGUGAUGCUUGACACCUGGGCGAUUGGCAAAUGGCUUUGCGUUGGAAGCCUGCUGAUGGUGGGCAACUUGCCGCUUGCUUGA
This is a messenger RNA of Durusdinium trenchii, 381 nucleotides long. The record is from the annotation of a GenBank genome assembly. NCBI's taxonomy places the organism in Eukaryota, Dinophyceae, Suessiales, Symbiodiniaceae.